Molecule: messenger RNA, 237 nt
Organism: Prunus armeniaca (apricot)
Lineage: Eukaryota; Viridiplantae; Streptophyta; Magnoliopsida; Rosales; Rosaceae
Source: the annotation of a GenBank genome assembly
AUGUCAAAACCGUUUGGUAAAGCAAUGUCAAAACCAUUUGGUGGAGUUGGUGGUUGUAGUAGUGGUGGUGGUGCUAAUGGUAGUUGUGGAGGUGGUGGUAGUGGUGGUGGCAAUGGCAACAUGGUGGUGGUGUUGGUUGUGGAGGAGGUGGUGGAUGUGGGGGUUUUGGAGGAGGUGGUGGUUGUGGUGGUAGUGGUGGUGGUGAUGGAUAUGGAGGUUUUGGAGGAUGUGCUUUGA